CAAAAUACUGGAAAAGCCGCGACGCCGAGAAAUAAUGAAGUCUUUUGGCGAUGAUUCGCUGUUCGCCGAUAUAAAUAUUGAAAAUAAGUGUAGUGUUCUGCGAGAACAGAACGGAGAUAAUGUUUUGCGAAAAGAAAACGGUGGCGAUGUGGGUAGAAGUUCUAAACAGAGCUUACUGGUUUCGGAGUUUGCAAGGAAGGGCAGCGACAUGGGUCAAUCGAAACUGUCACAUUCCACGCAUAAUACGAAAGGAAUAAUAAAACAAAAUGAAUCCGACUUUGCGAAGUAUUUCGAAGAUAGCAUUUUAUUUCCUAAAAUUAACAGGAGUAAGAAUGUAUCCUCAGCAUCGACUACUUUAAAAGGAGAUAAGAUUCUGUCAUCCGAAAAAAAACGGAGCCCUCGUGAAAAUAAAAGGAAUAUUGAUACCAAUUCGAUAAAAAAGCAUCCUUUUGAUGUUAUUAACAGUAUAAAAAAAUGCAAUAAAUCUAACACACAAAAUCUUCAAAAUGGAUCUCAUGAUAACAUUGAUAAUGCAAUAAGUGAUAGUAGCAUUGCAAAGUCAUUAACUAAUAUUGAUAGUACAUGUAAUAGAGAAAUCUCGACUGUUAUUUCUCUAUCUCCAGCUAUUUGCACUCAGGAUCGAUGUAAAUUGGCAUCAUGGGGUUUACCGCCAAAUAUUCUUCAAAAAUAUAUUUCUCGUGGAGUACACUGCAUGUUUGCAUGGCAGAUGGAAUGUUUAUCAAAUCACCAAGUAAUGCAAGAGAGAAAGAAUCUUGUAUAUUCCGCACCUACAUCUGCAGGAAAAACUCUUGUUGCUGAAAUCCUGUUGAUUAAAACUGUUUUAGAAAGGCAGAAGAAAGUGAUCUUCAUCUUGCCCUUUGUUUCUGUUGUUAGAGAAAAAAUGUAUUACUUCCAAGAUUUAUUAUCUGAUAUUGCAAUAAGAGUGGAAGGAUUUAUGGGAGGAUCUGUACCUCCUGGUGGAUUUGCUGCUACACAUGUUGCAAUAGCCACUAUAGAGAAAGCGAAUUCACUGGUGAAUCGUUUGAUGGAAGAGGAUGAUUUAAGUAGUUUGGGAGCUGUAAUAAUAGACGAAUUGCAUCUAUUGGGUGAUUCUAAUCGUGGUUAUCUUUUGGAAUUACUUUUGACAAAAUUGAAAUACAUGACUAUUCGUAAUGAAGACAUCAAUAUACAACUAAUAGGUAUGUCGGCCACAUUGCCAAACUUAAUUUUGUUAGCCAAAUGGCUAAAUGCAGAAUUGUACAAGACUGAAUUUCGUCCCAUUCCUUUACAUGAAUAUUGUAAGAUAGGAGAAAAUAUAUAUAACAAUAAAUUAAAUCUUGUCAGAAAAGUAGAAGAAUUGCCAGAAUUAGAAAAAGAUGUAGAUAAUAUUCUGCAACUUUGCAUCGAAACAAUAAGCGCUGGUCAUAGUGUACUGAUUUUCUGUCCUACAAAGAAAUGGUGUGAGAAAUUGGCAGAGCAAAUUGCCACAGCCUUCUUCAAAUUAGGUAAUAAAAAUACAAUACUUGGAGAAAUGUUAAGGAAAGAGCUCAACAAUGUAUUAAUUCAGGAAACUUUGGAACAAUUAAAGCGCAGCCCAAGCGGCCUCGAUAAUAUUUUAAAGAACACAAUUUCGUUUGGCAUUGCAUUUCAUCAUGCUGGACUCACGAUGGACGAACGCGAUAUCAUAGAAGGAUCCUUCAGAACAGGAUCCUUGAGAGUUCUUAUAGCAACAUCAACAUUAAGUAGCGGAGUGAACUUACCUGCACGAAGAGUAAUCAUAAGAUCACCUCUAUUUGGUAAAGAUCUAUUGAAUACUUUAACUUAUAAACAAAUGAUAGGACGUGCUGGUCGUAUGGGAAAAGAUAGUGCAGGAGAAAGUAUACUAAUAUGCAAGCCAACUGAACGCAAUGCAGCUCUAUCCUUACUCUCUGCAAGUCUGGAUCCGAUUGAAUCUUGUCUCAAUGAUUCCACAUUAUUAAUAAGAGCGCUCUUAGAAGCAGUGGCUAGCGAAGUUUUAUAUACAUUGAAAGAUCUAGAACUAUAUAUGAAUUGUACUUUGCUGAGCUUCAAUAAACAAUCUGAUAUACAAACUUUUUCCAAUGAAGCAAUAAAAUUCUUAUUGGAUAAUGAAUUUUUAUUAUUACAAACCACAGAACGAGAAUCCAGAUGGAUAGCAACGCCACUUGGAAAAGCUUGUUUGGCCGCAUCUAUACCUCCCAGGGAAGGAUUGUUUCUAUUUGAGGAAUUACAGAAAGCAAGAAGAUGUUUCGUUUUGGACACGGAAUUACACGUGAUAUAUUUAGUAACUCCACUUUCUGCUGGAUGUCAGAUUGGAACUGUCGAUUGGAUGAUGUUUCAUGAAUUGUGGAAUACCAUGUCGGAAAGCGAGCGCAGAGUAGGAAAACUUAUUGGAGUAGAAGAACGUUUUGUCAUGUCAGCCAUUAGAGGAGUCAUUAAACCUGGAAAAUCGUUAAAUAUACAUAGAAGAUUCUACAGUGCAUUGGCGUUACAUGAUUUAGUUAAAGAAGUUCCACUUCAUGUUGUUUGUAAAAAAUAUGGAUGUUGUCGUGGAGUAUUACAAACCUUACAACAGUCUGCUUCUACAUAUGCAGGUAUGGUCACACAAUUUUGUAAGCAAUUAGGUUGGGAUUGUAUGGAAUUAUUAGUGAGCCAAUUUCAAACAAGAUUGCAAUUCGGGGUCUGUAGAGAAUUGUUAGAUUUAUUGCGUCUGCCAAUGUUAAAUGGUUUGCGAGCAAGAAGUCUGUAUAAACAAGGAAUAACAUGCGUAGCGGACUUGGCUGUUGCUAAUGAACUUAACGUCGAACGUGCGCUCUAUAAAGCUCUCCCUUUUGAAAGUGAAAAAGAAUAUGAAGGAGAAUAUGCGUUUGAAGCGGAAAAAAGAAAUAAAAUGAGAACAGUGUUUGUCACAGGAAGAGAUGGUCUCACACCACAACAAGCUGCAGUUUUAUUAGUUCAAGAAGCAAGGCUAUUAGUUCAGAAAGAAUUAGGACUCGAGCAACUGCCGUGGGAACAGAACGACCGAUCUCAGAUAAAUACAUUUGUAGAAGAUGCUGAAGGUAUAUCUGACAUAAGAGAACAAAUUCAGACGCAAAUGGAUAUAAAAAAUUCAGAAUCUACAAAGAUGGAAACAUCCAUAGUAGAGAACUCAAAAUAUGAAAAGCUUGCAAGUAACGAAAAUCAAAAGAAUGACAAAUUGAAACUUUAUAUUUCUGAAAGAUCUAAUGAAAGUAAUAUAUCCGAUAAAAAGAAAAUGGUAGAAUCAAACAAUCAGCAUUUAAAUGAAGCAAUUUUGUCAUCUAAAAUCUCGGAAGACGAGAGAAAUUCGUCUAUCUUUUUCGAUAUAAGCAUUCCCGAUAUAGUAGUUAACAAUGAACGACUAAGUACUCCUAAAGAAAAGAAAAAUUCUGCCACAACUGAUAAUAGCAUUAACAUGAAAAGAAGUAACAAAGAUUUAGAAAAAUCCUAUCUGAAUGUUAACGAUAUACUUAACAAAAGAUCAAAGACUUCCAAUUUGAAUAAUAUAAAAAGUAAUGACGAGAAUUUAACAGACAACAACGUAAAAGUAUCAAUUAUAAAUCAAGACGCUAAAUUAUUGUAUUCGAAAAGUCCCAGUUUGUUCGAUGAUAGCUUGAAUCUCGACACCCAAAUCUGUGAUCUUCUUGAACAAAAUGUUAUGAAUAUCGCGCCGGAAUUAGAUUCCAAAAUGUUUGCAAGCGAUAUGGAUCUCGUCAUGAAUACAUUAGAGAAAAAAAUUGCAAGUCCAAAUGUCGAUAAUGAGCACUUACAAGGAGAAAGUGACGCGAAAAAUGUAAACACAGCGCUCAUACAAACGAGAAAUAGCGUAUUGUCAUGGGUCGACGAUUCAUGGAAUAAUUCCGAACGAUUGCUAAAGCAGAUAGUUCAAGCAGAUAGUGAUCAAAAUAGCAAGAAAGAAAUAUCUAAACCAAAAAUUAAAAAUAUCGUAAAUACAAGUGUAUCUGUUAUGCCAAAAAAUAUAAAAACUUGCACACCAAACGAUAAAGAAAGCAUGCGCAAAACGGAUAUUAAAAAACGUGCUGCUGUAAUUAAAGAAAAAGUGCCGCGAAAACCUAAAUUGCCAAAAAUAGCGAAAGUAGAAUCUCCCAUAACAAACAUAAUCGUUUAUAGAAACGAAAGGAAAAUGUCUGUGGAGUCAAAUGAAUCGGAUGAUAUCAUCGUCGAUUCGCAGCACUUUGAAUCUCCUUUCAGCGAUAAUAAAAAUCGAACAAGAACAAAAUUGGAGAAAAUACGAAAAAUGCGUUCCCAAAAAUUUGCCGAGAAUACAAUAACGGAAAUAAAUAAUCGUUUAAACUCUCCUAUAAGAGCAGCAUCGAGUGAUAUGGCAGGUAAUAAAACGAAACAGAAAGUGAAGCCAAAAUUGCAGGAAAUUUUGGAACGGAAUUUACUUGCUACAAAUUGCAAUAUAGAUAGCGUUAUAUAUAAUUCCGAAGAUGAGACGAUGUUGACAUCGGUCUCUAAGACAAAAUACGAGACGCAAUCAAAUAUACUGAAUAAAAACAUAAAACUAAAGAUAGAAUCUGCAUUACCUGAUGACAAAACAGAUUUGCCGAGCGAAACAGUGGAUUGGAACAUAUUGAAUAUUGUAAAAGUUGCGGACAAUAGAGUGACUUUUAAUCUAUUCAAACGCGAAGUAUUAAAAAGGCGAAAUAUCGCUUUAGCCUUACAUUGCGAUAAUUUUAUAGAUAAUACAAAUAGCAUAGGUUCGAAGAUUUGUCCUUCCGACACAGAGAGAAAACGAAAGUCCAGAAGAUCUGGGAGUUAUACGCACAGAAAUGUGGAAAUACGCGGUGCUGCGAUAUGCUGGGAGAGUAAUAUUGCAUAUUAUAUCUCUUUCAGUAAUUCAUCAGAAUUGAAGGUCUCUGGAAAAGAACAAAUGGCUUUAUUGAAAGAAUUAUUUGCCGAUACAGCUUUGUAUAUGCGAUGUUUUGCGAUAAAGGAUAUAUAUAAACUCUUAUAUCAAUGUUGUGGAAUCUCUGCCAAAUGUAGAUUUCUGGAUCCAAUAAUUGCACAUUGGUUAUGCACUAAUGAUUCUGAGAGAUAUUUUAGUGAAAUGGUAACGCAAUACUUUCCCCAAGGAAAUUUCAUAAUGAAGCGGAUAAAUUCUUGCUACAGUGCGGGUCCCGGGAUGGAUUUGCGAAGUUCUUUACCGGGCGAAUUUAGAUCAGCAGCAGAAGCCGUACUAACAUGGCACAUGAUGGACAAUGUCAUGAAUAAAUUAGAGGAACUAAAUCCUGUUUUACUUUAUACAUUUAGAGAGGUAGAAAUGAGAAUUGUAACAAUUUUAGCUUGUAUGGAAUUAUCAGGUAUUGGCAUAAAUCCAAAAUCGUUACAAGAACUAUCAUUGGUUACUUCAAACGAAAUGCAAUCUUUAGAAACAAAAGCUUAUGAUUUGGCAGGUAGAAAAUUUAAUUUUUCAUCAUCUAAAGAAGUUGGCCAGGUAUUAGGCUUGUAUAAAGAUAAGAAAGUCAGUACAAAUAAGGCUGUUCUGGAAAAAUGCGAUAAUCCAAUAUCGAAUCUGGUGAUUUCAUGGCGGAAACUGAGUGCAACAAAAACAAAAAUCAUCCAGCCAUUAUUACAUUUGGCCCAAAAAGAUUCUCGAGUUCGUGGUAAUUGCAUUACUUGUACAGUGACAGGAAGAGUCUCGAUGCACGAGCCAAAUUUGCAGAAUGUACCAAAGGAUUUUAGUUAUGCAGAUAAUAAUUUCGUAUUAAGCGUAAGAAUGGCAUUUGUGCCGGCUUUAGGCAACAUAAUGCUGUCUGCUGAUUAUUGUCAACUCGAAUUACGCCUCUUGACUCACUUUUCGCAAGAUUCAAUACUAUGUGAGAUCAUGAGGCAACCAGGUGAUAUUUUUAAAAGUAUCGCUGCCAAAUGGAAUAACGUACCAGAAGAAAAGGUAACGAUGGAGAUGCGUCAGCGCACCAAGCAAUUAUGCUAUGGCAUGAUUUAUGGUAUGGGGGUGAAGUCAUUAGCUGAAAAUCUCUGUAUAAGCGAACCCGAAGCUCAGGAAUUUUUAGAAUCUUUUAUGAGCACGUAUCCCGGCAUAUAUAAAUGGUUGAACGAUGUGCUGGAAGAAGUGCAUCGCGUGGCGUAUGUGACGACAUUACUCGGAAGGCGCAGAAAGUUCCCGGAUUUAAACAGUACAAAGUCAUCUACGAAGGCACAAGCGGAACGACAAGCUGUAAACACAAAAGUACAAGGUUCUGCAGCAGAUAUAGUCAAAAAAGCUAUGAUAAGUAUAGAAGAGAGGAUAAGAUGCAAGUUUCCGGAUUCGGCUAUUAUAUUUCCAGAGGCGCAUGCCACUCGCAAACUACGAAGCAAUAGUCGAGAAAUGCAACAAAGAGGCGGUUAUUUAGUUUUACAAUUACACGAUGAAUUGUUAUAUGAAGUAAAUUUAGCAGAUCUGAAAGAGGUUGCUGCGAUAAUCAGAGAAUCAAUGGAAAAUGUAUGCCAACUUACUGUACCAUUGCCGGUAAAAGUCAGAGUUGGGCCUGCAUGGGGCGAUUUAAGCGAUUAUCAAUUUUAGCAGACGCUUUUCGCGCGCAACAUUAUCUUAUUUGUUUUUUAAAUCGAUAUUCCUAUUUUUAUAUAUUUUUUAUAAUUGAUCAUGUUGAAGAAUUUAUGUAUCAUGUGAAUAUUUAGUAGACAUAUUUUACGUAUUUAUUUUUUAUAUUUAUGAGAAUUGUAAAUAUUCUAAAUUGUUUCUCUUAAUUUAUAUUAUUUACACAUAUUAUUUUUACAAAGAAUGAAGAAUUUGAAAUUUAUUGAAAUCGUAAAUAGUUUAAAAAACGAAAAAAUCUAAUAUAUUUUCUUCUAACUAUUCAGUUAUAUUAUUACUAUAUAUUUUAUCACAUUUUUCUUAAUUCAUAUAAAACAUAUAAAUCUAAAUAUAUAAAAUAUAUAAAACAUUUUUUAUAUAUUUUCAAAAGAAGUUAAAUAUUUUUCCAA
Messenger RNA from Cataglyphis hispanica, 7005 nucleotides. It is a transcript of the gene DNApol-theta, whose product is annotated as DNA polymerase theta. The coding region runs from base 35 to 6583 and encodes 2182 amino acids. Gene Ontology annotation, biological process: double-strand break repair via alternative nonhomologous end joining; DNA-templated DNA replication. NCBI's taxonomy places the organism in Eukaryota, Metazoa, Arthropoda, Insecta, Hymenoptera, Formicidae. The record is from RefSeq and is a predicted model, not a curated record. Gene Ontology annotation, molecular function: DNA-directed DNA polymerase activity; ATP binding; DNA binding. The transcript is spliced from 21 exons.